AUGAAUGUGCUCGUUUGGAACGUCCGAGGCUUCGCGGACGAUUCUAAACAGAUUUUGAAGGAGCACUGCCGUUCCUUCAAUCCGAUUGUUGUCGGUAUCAUCGAACCCAAGAAGGGUCUUCACAAAGUUUCGAAUAAUUACUGGCAUUCGCUCAAUCUCAUCCCUCGUCACCAGAAUUGCAGGGUUCCUCGUCGGCCUAAUCUCUGGUUACUUGCACAGCCGGCGGUGGUUACCAACGUUGUCUUCUCUUCGGAACAGGCUAUUGUCUCUGAUUGCUCGUGGCAGAAUAUUAAUUUCAGGGUUGCUUUGGUCCAUGGCGCUAAUGAUGCUAUUCUUCGGCGGACUCUUUGGUGCGAUCUUCUUCGCUUUGUGGAUGGUCAAACUAUUUUUAUUGGCGACUUUAAUGCGGUUAAAGGAGCGCACGAGCGUCUUAGCUCGGUGAUGCCUUCCCGGACCUCUUGUUUGGAUUUUUGCAGGUUUAUUGAUGAUACGAGCUUCUUGGAGCCGAAUUCCACAGGGCUUCAAUUCUCUUGGUCUGGCCGGCGUUUUCUUCAUGAGCACGUUGAGUCGUUGCUAGAUAGGGCGCUGAUCUCUCCGACCUUUUCCGAUCUCUGGAGUUCGAUCACCACUCAGGUGCUUCCCAGAACCUCCUCGGAUCAUUCUCCAAUUGUGCUCCGGUGCACCCAACCUAUCACUCCUGGGAAGAAGUCGUUUCGGUUUUUAAAUAUGUGGAUUUCCCACCCGGAUUUCUUGGAUAUUGUUGGCGCCUCCUGGAGAGAGAGUAUCAAUACUCCUUGCCCUAUCCUCGCGGUUAUGCUGAAGCUUAAGCGCCUUAAGGGUCACCUUCGGACUUGGAAUAAAGCGGGGUUUGGUCAUGUUGACACGAAGAUGGCUGAUCUUCAAAGUGAUUUACUCAGGAUUCAGGAUCGUAUUUCGCGGGAAGGGUACACGGAUGCUUUUUUUGAUGAGGAGAUUUCGAAACAAGCUGAGAUCAGCACGCUGCUUUACAGAAAGAAUGUUCACAUGCAGCAGCAAAGCCGGAGUACUUGGCUAAAGGAUGGGGAUCGGAACACUGCGUUUUUUCACAGGAUGUUGAAGUAUCGCAAUUCUGGUUUCAUGAUCAGUCAUCUGCUCAUUGGUGGGGUCGCGGUGUAUGAUCAAACUAUUAUUGAAUCUCACAUUGUGGAUCACUUUUCAACGUUGUUUUCUCAAGGAGCGGCGGAAGAUGUUGAUUUGGUUCAUCUGGAAGCUAAUAUUGAUAUGCAGGUCUCGUUGGAGCAAAAUUUCAAGCUGACGGAGAUCCCUUCGGAUUUGGAAAUUUCAAACUCGGUUCUCAAUAUGGACGCCCAUAGUGCCCCUGGCCCUGAUGGGUUCUCUGGUAUGUUCUAUCACACUUGCUGGAGCAUUAUUAAGGAGGAUAUUAUUAGAGCAGUCUGUUGUUUCUUUCUCAAUUCGUAUCUGCCGAGCGGGUGCAAUGCCAACACUCUUAUUUUGAUCCCAAAAUUGGAUUAG
Messenger RNA from Salvia miltiorrhiza (redroot sage), 1512 nucleotides. RefSeq lists its product as uncharacterized. Lineage: Eukaryota; Viridiplantae; Streptophyta; Magnoliopsida; Lamiales; Lamiaceae. The transcript has a single exon. The record is from RefSeq and is a predicted model, not a curated record. The coding region runs from base 1 to 1512 and encodes 503 amino acids.